Ostertagia ostertagi is the source of this 681-nucleotide messenger RNA. The record is from the annotation of a GenBank genome assembly. Lineage: Eukaryota; Metazoa; Nematoda; Chromadorea; Rhabditida; Trichostrongylidae.
AUGAUAGCGGCAGCCAAUUCCCCGAUGAACUAUGACAAUGAAGCCUACGAAAGUCCACCAGCAGUUGCUGAUGCGCCGGCUGGAGAGGCUCACACACUCUCCACUGAGGAGUUCGAUGAAACUCCAGUCAUUCCGAAGCAAAUGUCGAAGACGACAAUCAAGGAUGCGAUAAUAAUGGCUUCACGAAGUGGUCGUACUGAUCAACGAUUUAAUCGUCAACUACGCCUGCUUCCUGGUGCUGGUUACAUACGGUGGGUCCACGUUGAUUGGGACCCAGUGACCCCACCACCCCAACAUUUUUUGACUGUUGCAACCGCUUACGUUGCUCUUUCAGUGGCCUUAGCGCAAAGCUCUGUGCAGACGUAUUAUUUCACUAAUAUACUUGGCAAUCUCUUUGUCAAGUCGAAAGCCAGCCCGGCAAGAAAAGCCUUUGUGGACAUUUCCACCAUGGAUGACAUUUGGAACUUCCUAGAAGUAGAAUUCAUGAACAGCCUCUACAAGAGCGAUGGCCCGUUCACUGUUGAUGAGACAGCGAUGGUUUACUACAACAACAGACUACUAGGGCGCCCACGCAUACGCAUGCUAAAGGUCUCCACGUUAAAUUUUUUGUGUCCUGAACAAAUCUGCGAAAUAGCCGGCAUAAGACGCGCGCCUGUGCAGCGCGGCAAUUGCGGCCAAUGA